This is a messenger RNA of Fusarium coffeatum, 1986 nucleotides long. RefSeq lists its product as uncharacterized. Bases 1 to 1986 code for a protein of 661 amino acids. The transcript has a single exon. The record is from RefSeq and is a predicted model, not a curated record. Gene Ontology annotation, molecular function: zinc ion binding; DNA-binding transcription factor activity, RNA polymerase II-specific. Lineage: Eukaryota; Fungi; Ascomycota; Sordariomycetes; Hypocreales; Nectriaceae. Gene Ontology annotation, biological process: regulation of DNA-templated transcription.
AUGGCAAUUACAACCUGUUGUCUAGUCCUCUUACUGACCUAUAUUCCACAUCUCAAGUGCGACCAAAAGGAGCCGGCCUGCACACAAUGUUCGAAGAAGGGAAUCGCCUGUCCCGGUUAUCGAAACCUCGUUGAUUUAAUGUUUCGAGAUGAGAGCUCUCAUGUCAUCAAGAAAGUAAAAAACAAACGGACCCAACCUCGCGUUCCGUCUCGAAGUAACCCUGCCGGUCAGGGACUGCCCUCUCCCUCUCCCUCUCCUUUAAUACCCGCUGAACCGAUAUACUCAUCACCGACUCUCACUACUGAUUCGAUAUCCGGCGGAGUCUUGUCUUCUGCCCUCGAGGUAGAGAGCCCCGACAAAGCGAACGAUAGACGUGCUCGAAAUCACGCUGCUCGUUGUCGCCGGCCAGUACUUUCAGCUUUAAACAACGACUGGAGCCGAUCCCCCUCAGAGACUUCGGAAAGCGUAUUUGAUAUUAUCGAUAGCGGCGGAUCAUCCGAACUCGACACUCCUCUAAAAGGGGCUUUGUCUCCUGAGCUUCAGGACCGAGGCAUCUCGUUCUUCUUUUCUCGUUACGUUGCGGCAAACAGUGGCUCGCCUCAGAAUUAUGCUUUCAUAUACGAUGUAUGGAAACCUCCAGACUCAGCUCAGUCUCAGCUUUGCCCAGUUUCUGUCAGUAUGACAGCUGUUGGACUUGCAGAAUGCUCUCAGAGUCUCCGAUCAUCUGAACUUAUGAUUCGCGCCCAAGAGAGCUACGCUAUCGCGCUCGGAUUAACGCACCGUGCCCUUCGUGACCCGAUAGAAGUAGUGAAGGACACAACUAUGCUGGCUGUUUUAAUCCUUGGCACAUAUGAAUUCGUUUCGGGCUACAGUGCUCACACCAUGCGUGCUUGGCAGGACCAUGUUAACGGAGCUGCUGCCCUUGCGAGCAUCAGGGGCGCUACUCAAUUUCGGAGCAAAGCUGGCGCCCGCAUGUUCCUUAUGCUUUGCCAGACAGUCUUAAUCAGGUGCAUUCAAAGCGGGCUUCCCAUGCCUGAGACACUAAUAGAUCUUCGCCGCCAAAUCCCUCCCUCUGAAGAACUUAUGGGGCCUGACUUUUGCGUAGCAUAUCCAAUCUACAAAGCACUGCAGGUUCGGCACGACAUCAGAUCAGGCACACUUGCUGAUCUCGAUGAUAUGAUCAUUGCCACAUCUAAUGUUCAGGAGGAAAUUUCUUCAGUUCUUGCCGGGCUGCCAGAGGGUUGGAGAUAUCAUCGUGUACAGCUGACACAACCGGAUCCGCGAGUUCUAGGACAGAUUUGUCAUGUCUACACAGGCCUUCUCCAGUCCACCACUUGGAAUAUGGUGCGCGGCAUCCGCAUGCUACUGUUGGAAACCUUUGUCGAGAAGUUGUGUGCAGUGUUUGAGUCAUCCGGCGGCUCUGCAAAAUCGGAGACUCAUCUUCAGAUUCUUGCCAGGUCUGUCAGACUCCUGAAAAUGCUCGGACAAUCAAUCGCUGCGAGCAUUCCCCAGCAUCUUGGGGUCGUUAGUAUCCGGGAUAUCAACAGCCAAAAGGACCCAGUGCAUACGGUAUCGAUUGCUGCUAAGAAGCAAGCUUCUCGGGUACUAUCGACAUCUCUUGUUCAAGAUAUACGACUCGGAACCGGUGACGACGUUUCGAGUAGCGGUGACAGUCCUGUAAUGUUUGACCCAACCCAAUCAACAGCUACAGCUGACGAUGCCACCCGUUUCAUGAGCCUUGCUUCAACCAACAAUACCAUUAUUUGGCCAUUGUACAUGCUUGGCAUGUCAUCAGCCUGCGCUCCAGAGACUAAACAGUACGCCAUAGAGGGCCUCUAUGCCAUACAUAGAGAAGCUGGCCUGGAACAAGCGCGUGUGGUUGCAGGAUUGUUACAAGAGCAGAAAGUCAGCCCUUCUAUCCGCAGUUCGUCGCUCCUCAACGAACUCCCAUCAAUAGACUCGAGCGCCCUGCCUUCGAUAGUUUGA